ACCUCUCCUGACCACACCCCCUCUGUCCACAGGCCAGGCAUGUGAGGCCUCUGCGGGUCAUGGAGAACCUCCCUGCCGUGACCACUAAGGAGCCGACCCCCAUGGGGAGGGGUCCCGUGGGACCCUCAGGAGGUGGCAGCAGCCGGGACCAAGUCCGGACUGUGGCCAUGAGGCCCUCUGUGAGCUGGGAGAAAGCAGGGCCCGAGGAGGCCAAGGCGCCGGUGAGAGGCGAAGAGGCUUCUCCCACCCGCGCCCGUGUGGCUGGGCCUGCUGCUGGGACCCCUCCCUGCCAGAUGGGGGUUUAUCCCACAGACCUGACCCUGCAGCUGCUGGCUGUGCGGAGGAAGAGCGGACUGCGGGACCCUGGCCUACAGCAGACCCUCCGGGGCCAGCUCCGCCUGCUGGAGAAUGACAGCCGGGAGAUGGCCCGUGCACUCGGGGAAUUAUCAGCCAGGCUGCUGUCGAUCCACAGUGACCAGGACCGGAUCGUGGUGACGUUUAAGACUUUUGAAGAAGUCUGGAAGUUUUCCACCUACCACGCUCUUGGCUUCACUCAUCACUGCCUGGCAAACCUGCUCAUGGACCAGGCCUUCUGGCUGCUCUCGCCCAGCGAGGAGGAGGAGACAGCCAUCCAAGUCCACGUGGAUGAGAACGCCUUGAGGUUGACCCACGAGAGCCUCCUCAUCCAAGAAGGGCCCUUCUUUGUCCUGUGUCCUGACCACCAUGUGAGAGUGAUGACGGGUACCCGGGAUGCAGGAAAUGGCCCCCAGGCCCUCAGGCAGGCUUCGGGGGCUCCCCAGGGAGAGGCGGCCCCGGAAACAGACUCUUCACUGCCAAGCCCCAGCGUGUCCUCCGAGGAGAUGGCAGUGGCAGCCGCCCUGGAGCCUUUGAUUCCGUUUCAUCAGUGGGCUCUUAGGGUCCCCCAGGACCCCAUCGAUGACGCCAUGGGUGGCCCUGUGAUGCCCGACAACCCACUGAUGGCUGUGGGCCUGGCCUCGGCAUUGGCAGACUUCCAGGGCUCGGGGCCCGAAGAGAUGACCUUCCGAGGUGGCGACCUCAUCGAGAUCCUUGGGGCGCAGGUGCCCGGCCUGCCCUGGUGCGUGGGCCGACACGCAGCCUCGGGCCAGGUGGGGUUUGUGCGGAGCAGCCUCAUCAGCAUGCAGGGCCCCGUGUCCGAGUUGGAAAGUGCGAUUUUUCUCAAUGAGGAAGAAAAGUCAUUCUUCGGCGAGGGCCGCUUUUCUAAGGAGGAUGCCAGGCAGUUGCUGAGGCGGAUGUCGGGCACCGAUGUCUGCAGCAUGUACAGCCUGGACUCAGUAGAGGAAGCUGAGACUGAGCAGCCGCAGGAACAAGAAAUACCUCCACCUUGCCUGAGCCCGGAGCCACAGGAGACCCUGCAGAAGGUAAAGAAUGUUCUGGAACAAUGCAAGACCUGCCCAGGCUGCCCCCAGGAGCCAGCGUCCUGGGGUCUCUGUGCGGCAUCCAGCAAUGUGAGCUUGCAGGACCCCGAGGAGCCCUCCUUCUGCUUGGAAGCUGAGGACGACUGGGAGGACCCAGAGGCCCUGAGCUCACUGCUGCUGUUCCUGAACGCCCCCGGGUACAAGACCAGCUUCCGUGGCCUGUACGAUGUGGCGCUGCCGUGGCUGAGCAGCGUGUUCCGCAGCUUCAGCGACGAGGAGGAGCUGACUGGGCGUCUGGCACAGGCCCGGGGGGCGGCCAAGAAAGCUGGCCUCCUCAUGGCCCUGGCUAGGCUCUGCUUCCUCCUGGGGCGCCUGUGCAGCAGGAGGCUCAAGCUGUCCCAGGCCCGAGUGUACUUUGAGGAGGCGCUGGGGGCCCUGGAGGGCAGCUUUGGGGACGUGUUCCUGGUGGUGGCUGUGUACGCCAACCUGGCCAGCAUUUACCGGAAGCAGAAGAACAGGGAGAAGUGUGCACAGGUGGUGCCCAAAGCCAUGGCCCUGCUCCUGGGGACGCCCGGCCACAUCUGCAGCACCGAGGCGGAGGGGGAGCUCCUGCAGCUGGCGCUGCGGCGGGCGGUGGGUGGCCAGAGCCUGCAGGCCGAGGGCCGGGCCUGCUUCCUGCUGGCCAGGCACCACGUGCACCUCAAGCAGCCCGAGGAGGCCCUGCCCUUCCUAGAGCGGCUGCUGCUUUUGCACAGGGACUCGGGAGCCCCAGAGGCUGCGUGGCUCUCAGACUGCUACCUACUCCUGGCUGACAUCUACAGUCGCAAGUGCCUGCCCCACCUGGUGCUGAGCUGUGUCAAGGUGGCCUCAUUGCAGACACGGGGCUCGCUGGCCGGCUCGCUGAGGAGCGUGAACCUCGUGCUCCAGAAUGCCCCCCAGCCCCACAGCCUCCCGGCCCAGACUUCCCACUACCUCAGGCAAGCGCUGGCCUCCCUGAUCCCGGGCACGGGCCAGGUGCUGCGCGGCCCCCUCUACGCCAGCUUGGCCCAGCUGUACAGCCACCACGGCUGCCACGGCCCGGCCAUCACCUUCAUGACGCAGGCGGUGGAAGCCAGUGCUGUUGCCGGCGUCCGUGCCAUUGUGGACCACCUGGUGGCCCUGGCCUGGCUGCAUGUGCUUCAUGGGCAGAGCCCGGUGGCCCUGGACAUCCUGCAGUCUGUCCAGGAUGCGGUGGUAGCCAGCGAGGACCAGGAGGGCGUGAUUGCCAACAUGGUGGCUGUGGCUCUGAAGAGGAGUGGCCGGACGAGGCAGGCAGCCGAGGGCUACUACCGUGCCCUGCGGGUGGCUCGGGACCUGGGCCAGUGGAGGAACCAGGCAGUGGUGCUGGCCAACUUUGGGGCCCUGUGCCUGCACGCGGGUGCCAGCAGGCUGGCCCAGCACUACCUCCUGGAGGCUGUGCGGCUGUUCUCGAGGCUGCCCCGCGGGGAGUGUGGCCGGGACUUCACUCAUGUGCUCCUGCAGCUGGGCCACCUCUGCACCCGCCAGGGCCCGGCCCAGCAGGGCAAAGGCUACUACGAGUGGGCCCUUCUGGUCGCCGUGGAGAUGGGCCACGUGGAGAGCCAGCUGCGGGCUGUCCAGCGGCUGUGCCACUUCUACAGUGCCGUCAUGCCCAGCGAGGCCCAGUGUGUCAUCUACCAUGAGCUCCAGCUCUCCCUGGCCUGCAAGGUGGCCGACAAGGUGCUGGAGGGGCAGCUCCUGGAGACCAUCAGCCAGCUCUACCUGUCCCUGGGCACUGAGCGGGCCUACAAAUCCGCUCUGGACUACACCAAACGAAGUCUGGGGAUUUUCAUUGACCUCCAGAAGAAAGAGAAAGAGGCACAUGCCUGGCUGCAAGCAGGGAAGAUCUAUUACAUCUUGCGACAGAGCGAGCUGGUGGACCUGUACAUCCAGGUGGCACAGAAUGUGGCCCUGUACACAGGCGACCCCAACCUGGGGCUGGAGCUGUUUGAGGCGGCUGGAGACAUCUUCUUCAACGGGGCCUGGGAGCGGGAGAAAGCUGUGUCCUUCUACCGGGACCGGGCCCUGCCCCUGGCAGUGACUACGGGAAACCGCAAGGUGGAGCUGCGGCUGUGCAACAAGCUGGUGGCACUGCUGGCUACAAUGGAGGAGCCCCAGGAGGGCUUGGAGUUUGCCCACAUGGCCCUAGCACUCAGCAUCACCCUGGGGGACCGGCUGAACGAGCGCGUGGCCUACCACCGGCUGGCCGCCCUGCACCACCAACUGGGCCACGGCGAGCUGGCCGAGCACUUCUACCUCAAGGCCCUGUCGCUCUGCAACUCACCGCUGGAGUUUGACGAGGAGACCCUCUACUACGUGAAGGUGUACCUGGUGCUCGGUGACAUAAUCUUCUAUGACCUGAAGGACCCGUUUGAUGCAGCCGGAUACUACCAGCUGGCGCUGGCGGCCGCCGUGGACCUGGGCAACAAGAAGGCACAGCUGAAGAUCUAUACACGGCUGGCCACCAUCUACCACAACUUCCUCCUGGACCGUGAGAAGUCGCUCUUCUUCUAUCAGAAGGCCAGGACCUUCGCCACAGAGCUCAACGUCCGCAGGGUCAACCUGCCUCCUCUGCCACUCUGCGGGUGGGCCCCCUGGUUGGCCCCCAGCCACCCUCGCUGAGGACAGCAUCUAAGGAGUGGGUUUUGUGCAAGGCGGGGGGCCUCCUGCCUCUCCUGGUGUCUCCGGUGGCUCAUUUUCUGGGAAAUGGAGGCACGAACGCAGGGGUCAAAUAGCAAUAAAUCGUUUUUUUGUUUGUUUGUUUUUUGCAAUAA
This is a messenger RNA of Nomascus leucogenys (northern white-cheeked gibbon), 4228 nucleotides long. Lineage: Eukaryota; Metazoa; Chordata; Mammalia; Primates; Hylobatidae. The record is from RefSeq and is a predicted model, not a curated record.